CCCGACUCCCCGGUCCGUGAUGGUAUCUCUCGGUGUUUCUCCCCGUGUCUCCCGCCGCCUUCGGCCCUCUCGGCUGCUGCUGGCUGCCCUCCUCGCUUCUCUGGGUGGCCCGGGCUCCGGAUAUUUCCCGGAGGAGCGUUGGACCGAGGAGUCCCGGCUGCUCCGGCCCCGGGUCCAGAUCAGCAUCAUCGCCCGGAACAGCGCGCACAGUCUGCCCGCUUUCCUCGGCCUCGUCGAGCGGCUCUCGUACCCCAAGGAUAGGCUGUGUCUGUGGGUAGCGACAGACCACAAUGUGGAUAACACCACGGCAAUACUAAGGGAAUGGCUGGUGAACGUACAGGGACUGUACCAUUCUGUUGAAUGGAGACCUAUGGAUGAGCCCAAAUCAUACUUUGAUGAAAUGGGGCCUAAGCAUUGGUCUGACUCUCGCUAUGAGCAUGUGAUGAAGCUGAGGCAAGCAGCACUGAAUGCAGCCAAGGAUCGAUGGGCUGAUUAUGUUUUGUUUGUAGAUGCAGACAACUUCCUGAUCAACCCUGACAUCUUAAACCUCCUCAUAGCAGAGAACAAAACAGUCGUGGCUCCCAUGUUGGACUCACGCUCUGCAUAUUCCAAUUUCUGGUGUGGAAUGACUGCCGAGGGUUAUUACAAACGGACCCCGGCCUACGUGCCCAUACGGAAACGGGACCGGCUGGGCUGCUUCCCAGUCGUCAUGGUCCACUCCACGAUGCUGAUCGACCUUCGUAAAGAGGCCUCUAAGCAACUGGCAUUUUACCCUCCACACCCAGACUACACCUGGUCAUUUGACGACAUCAUUGUCUUUGCUUUCUCAUGUCGACAAGCGGAGGUGCAGAUGUAUAUCUGUAAUAAAGAGCAGUAUGGGUUCCUGCAGGUGCCACUGAAAUCGACCAGCACAAUGCAGGAUGAGGUGGAUAGCUUCAUUCACGUCCAUUUGGAGGUUAUGGUGAACCACGCUCCCGUGGAGCCUUCCAGAUACCUGUCUGUGGCACCAAAGUACCCGGAUAAGAUGGGCUUCGAUGAGAUUUUUCUGAUCAACUUGAAGCGCCGCCCAGAUAGGAGAAUGCGAAUGGUUGAUUCUCUGUACGAGCAGGAGAUUGCGUGCAAAGUGAUUGAUGCUGUUGAUGGAAGAGCCUUCAACAACACCCAGGUAAAGGCCCUUGGCAUCACCAUGCUGCCAGAUUAUAAAGACCCUUACUCAGGCCGACCCUUGACCAAGGGGGAGAUGGGCUGUUUUCUCAGUCACUACAAUGUCUGGAAUGAGAUAGUCGAACGAGGAUUGCAGACCUCUGUGGUCUUUGAAGAUGAUCUACGGUUUGAGAUCUUCUUCAAGCGAAGACUGAAAUAUUUGAUGAAGGAAGUGGAGAAGGCUGCACUUGAUUGGGAUCUGAUCUACAUUGGCCGAAAGCGGAUGCAAGUGGAUCACCCAGAGAAGCCGGUGCCGGGGGUCCGGAAUUUGGUGGAGGCGGAUUACUCCUAUUGGACUCUAGGUUAUGUUCUCUCACUGCAAGGGGCACAGAAGCUCAUCGAUGCCAAGCCAUUCAACAAGAUGUUACCUGUGGAUGAAUUUCUGCCUGUGAUGUAUGACAAGCACCCAGUGUCAGAGUACAUGGAUCACUUUGAGAACCGUGACCUGAGGGCUUUCUCUGUGGAGCCGCUCCUUAUCUACCCCACGCAUUACACUGGUGACCCAGGCUACGUGAGCGACACGGAGACCUCCACGGUCUGGGACAACGAGAACCUGAAGACGGACUGGGACCGUGCCAAGUCGCAGAAGACCAAGGAGCAGGCAAAAAUCCGGGAAGCGGCACAGAAUCUGGAUGUGUCGCACUCUCCCAUUGACUCCGCCUCUAGAGAUGAGCUGUGACCCACUGGUUUGUAGCAGUUUUCAAUGACAGAUUGUGGGCGGGGUGUCUAAAAUAAACGGAGACGGGGGUAUGACCCAUGCUUGAAUGAGUUAAAAUGACCUUUGGACCCCAGCUGCACUCAGUACAGUCCCUCACUCUGGUUUUCAGGGUGACUGGGGCUGAGCAGUCGUGCUGACUAACUGUUAACUGUUGAUUAACUUUGCAAUGUGUCUCAAUGUAUAUUAAUAGUUAGUACUACACCAUCCACCUCAAAAGGACUGAAUACCUCACAGGGGCCACUGCUACGAGCCAGUUGCAUGUUUCCAUGUGCUGUAAUUUAGCAGGGUAGGUCUGCAAUGUGGGCAGCAACGUCGUUUGUGUCAACAGCCUUUCGUACGCUCGGCCAACUAUUCAGUUGUGUUAGGGGAUGCCGAUUAGGGAGUGUAUCAUGGGCUUCUGGCUCAAUACCACCCUCUGUGCUGCUGGCCGUCAGGUGUGUUUCUUCUCUGCUAUCUCGAUAUUCUGUUUAAACUCCAAAUUUAAUGCAAUAUCAUAAAAUGUAGUUUUUGUUACAGUUAUUUCACCCUUUAAUCUUGUCAUUUGCAGGUGGAUCUUCCUCUCCCUGAGUUUGACCUUUGGGUUUUCGCUCCUUACACCUUUGUAAUUGCCUAGAGAUCCCAUUGUCCUCUAUGAGAGUAACAUGUUAGGUUACUGUAGCCCCAGGAGCAGGCAUUCUGGGGAAUGUGUUGAUGAGGUCAUUAGCCAGAUAUCUUGUUCUUUAAGCCACCACCUUCACCACGGUAGGCUUGGCCCAAUUGUGGAGAAUCUCACAUGAAGGUUUUGUAUGAAUAUGAACUCGGUGGCCUGAUGCUGCGAUUAUGGCCUAAAAUAAAUGGAAGUGAGGUGCCAAUCAGCUAUUGUCUAUUUUACUGAUGAUGUAACAGAUUUAAGGGCCUGAUGGUUUCCUCGAGAUCCUUGGACAUAACGAGGAACACAGCCCUGAUGAAGGGUGCCGACCUGAAACGUUGACUUUCCAGCUCCUCUGUUGCCUGACCUGCUGUGUUCCUCCAGCUCCACAUCUUGCUGACUCCUCCAGUUCCUUUGCUCUCCAGACUUGGUUCAUCAACGUGGUUAGAUGGUUAUCAGCAUGGCUUACAGUGGAUAGAAAUGCAGAGAAUGCCCUUAACAUUGUUCAUAAACUGGGAUUAGGCCCUGCUCAAAGAUCUUGGAUUCCACUUUGGUUUUCAGGUUCAUUUUUGUAUCCUGGAUGAGAAUAGAGAAAAUGUAUAACAAAAAUGCAGAGAGGUGUUUGAGUCCUAGCCCAUUCAGUAUUUUACACUUCUAAAGUCAAAACCGCUACAGGAGGUUGUGUAGCCAACGGGUAGCUGCAUAUCCUUUCAACAACAGUGUCUGCUACAUCUAUUAUAAAUCUCUUGAAUUUGUGCCAGGUGGAGAUGCCAAGACUUUCAGAUUCCUGGAUCCAACUGCUGUUUAAGUUUAAUGCACUUCCUUGUCACCAUGGGGAUAACAGAUGGCCAGAGCAUGAGUCAGUUUUACAUCUGUUCCUCUUUUUCCGCCCAUCCCAGAUCUCCUAAAUUAAGCAUUUUCUUUUCCACUGGAACAGUCUAGACUAUAGGCCCAUAAUUACUCAGCCAUUGUGUCUCGGAAAGAUUGACAGUCUCAGUCUAGGUAAAACACUACACGCUGCUUGAAUAUGACAAGUUACUGCCAGCUCAGGGAAUGUCCCAUGACCCCAGACCUGAAAGAUCUGUUUGGGUCAUUUAGCUAGUCAUAAAGGUCAGGAAACCCAUUCCACACUAUUGCCCUCUUGUACUCCUCAUUACCUUUUUUUGUAGCUGCGUAGCUCAGCGCAUUUCUGAAUUUUCUGUUGAGAUUUGCCUUUCUUUUCUAUCUCUUUCUCUCUUUCUUUCUCUGUGUCCCUCCCCCCUCUCCCCUCUCCUCUCUCCCCCCCUUCCCCCUUCUCUCCCCCCUCUUCCCCCCCCUCCCCUCCCCUCUCCCUCCCCCCCUGCCCCACUUUGAUCUAUUCUUUAUAUUUGCUUUGUACACUGUGAAGCAUUUUAAUCCCAACUGUUUAUCUUUUACUUUCUCGGGUCUAGUCCAUCUCCCCACCGCUCUCUGGUCAGUUGUAAUGCUUUCGUAUUAUAUUCCAUCUCUUCUGGGUCAUUGGAACAGUGCUUCCUUAGCCGCUUCCCACUGUGACCCCAUUCCCAUACUCAAAUUAUUUUGGUGCCCUCAGUGAAAACUGGGAGAGGAGCAGCCAGGCUUGGUCCACAGAGACAUUUAGAAUCUGGGUUGUUUGCUGCUCCAACAUUUUAACUCUUAGCCCUACUCAGGGCCCCAAGCCCCACUUUGGGAAGCCCUGCCUUUAGACUCUCCCCCCACCCCAUGUUUUCCCACAGUGUAACCCAGCAGUACCUGCUGAAGUCACAGAGUGGGAACUGAAUCCAAAACCAUCUGUCUCCAGGACGAAAGCCUGAUCAACUGAACCAACGGUGAAGUCAUUUGCAAUAAUGGAUAAAGUUUAACAUUUAGAAUUUCCAUGGGAUAUCCCAUGGUUGAAGAUGAUCCUCUAAAACUCCCAUUGUUAUGAUGGACUAUGGAUUACAUUGGAUUAGAUGGUGCAGAAAUAGGCCAUUUGGCCCAACCAGCCCAUGCUGAGAGAGUUCCUGUGGAAGUUCACCCUCCUGACCCAUGAACACAGCGGCAGUCGAUCUUUGUUGCAAAACUAAACAGUACAAGGUGCUGAUAAGUGUUCGAACUCAGGCAGCUGAUGAAAUGAAAACAGAAAUUUUUGGAAAAGCUGAGCAGGUCUGGCAGCAUCUCUGAAGAAAAGUCGGUUAAUGUUCUGGCUCUGGUGACCCUUCCUCAGAAUGUUAACUCUGAUUUUUCUUCACAGUUGCUGCCAGACCUUGUUGAGGUUUUCCAGCAACUUCUGCUUUUGUUCCUGAUUCACUGCAUCUGCUGUCCUUUUGGUUUUUACCUGAUGGAAUAACUCCAGAAGUUCCAGAAAUGGGUGGUCUUUAUCAUGUCAGAUGGGGUCUUGCUGCCCCCUAAUCUCCCCCCCCCCCCCCCCCCCCCCCCGACAUGUAUAAAGCCUAGCGGACUGCACAUCACCAUGUGAGCUGAGCUGUACUGACAGGUACUCAUGGUCACCUCCCUGCUAUCCAACCCUCGGGGAACCCAGCACACGAUGUAUUGGAAGUGUGCUGGGAAGCAGCAGCACUCUCGGCUGACAUUUCAAAAGAGAACCAGAACCAACAGCCUUCGUCCAUUCCCUUCACCUUCUCAGACUUGAGCACGCACACAGUGAGAUGAAGCAAGACUCUUGUUGAAGACAUGGUAUUUUGAUCUGAGUCUUGGGGUUUUAUUUUACUUUUCCAUGCUCAGCCUCUGUCGCUGGAAUGCCGUGUAUCUCUAACUCUGACUGGGCAUGCUAUCUGAGGUGCAUUCAAAACAGCAGUGUGGGGUUUGGAAAGCCAUGUUGCACUCGUUAGGUGCCCUGGACCUUUUUCAACAUCUUCUGUCAUAGAACACGUGUUUGCAGUUGAUUUUAAUCUCCCUGUUUUUAUCUACCUCAGAGCUCCUCCUUCUGAGUCCUCUGGCCCUUCUGUCUUGGUGCUGCAAACCUGCCUUAAGCUGUGUUGGAUUUAUGAGUAUUGAUUGUAAUCAGAAACUCUGGUGCUGCCAGCCUGUGUCAUUCCACUCUCAUUCGCUUUCCCACACUGACAUUCUUCCUUUUUUCUUUUGAGUCCUCUGCCCAAAGACACUUCCAUUAGAAGGAUAGAGAUUCUGAAUCUACCCCGAGUGGAACAGAGAUCAAACCCCGUGCCAUUGGCAUCAUUCAAAUCUACAAAGAACAUCAAUCAACUGAACCCAUCCUGUCCUACGUAGCCGGGCAACUGAGUUGUAGGAUGGUAGGAUGAUGGUGGUGCUCCAAAUUCUCUGCUUCCCUUACUGCCUUUUGGCUUGUGCCUGAAGAAUUUUCAGUUCAAUACUCCACCUGUUUAGCCACAUCAUGAGCUCCCCUUGCUUCACCGUCAACCCCUGGCCACUCUAACCUUGGUGGCAGGGACACGCUCAACUGCGACACCGGACCUCUUCCUCUGCUAUCGCUUUUCCAAAUAAAGUGCCUGUUGCUUCCUACUGUGCAGCAAUGGGACUACAGCCCAGCGAGGGUCACUACUUUCAAGAGAGGAAGGGUGGGGGAGAACUGAGGAGUGACACUUUCUACAGCUGCCUUCCCUGACUGAGAGUCCACCAGUGCCUUCCCAAAUCAACUCCUCUGCUCCCUGUUAUUCUCCCAUCUGUAACUUGAUAAAAGUCAAUCAUUGAUCAGCUUUGAUGCUAUAAUAUCAACGACAUGUCUGAGGUUUCAAACUACCUGAUGUUUAGUUGCAGCCAAUUGUACAAUAGAGAAUUUUCAAAAAUAUUUUCUUGCACAUGGAAAAAGGAAGGGUUUUUUAUAAAAUGGACAAGGCUGCCAGCGAUGAACACCAGGUCUGACUAUGUGAUGGCAGAUUUACCCCGACACUACCAGUAUCCUAACAAUGCCUAGGAAAUUUUCAAUUUUUUAAUAUUUCACAAUUUACUUUUAUAACUGUUUUCUUUGCAAUUUACAAUAAAGGUUUUAUACAAA
Messenger RNA from Stegostoma tigrinum, 6519 nucleotides. It is a transcript of the gene colgalt1b, whose product is annotated as collagen beta(1-O)galactosyltransferase 1b. The transcript is spliced from 12 exons. The record is from RefSeq and is a predicted model, not a curated record. Lineage: Eukaryota; Metazoa; Chordata; Chondrichthyes; Orectolobiformes; Stegostomatidae. Bases 20 to 1882 code for a protein of 620 amino acids. Gene Ontology annotation, molecular function: procollagen galactosyltransferase activity.